Molecule: messenger RNA, 701 nt
Organism: Oppiella nova
Lineage: Eukaryota; Metazoa; Arthropoda; Arachnida; Sarcoptiformes; Oppiidae
Source: the annotation of a GenBank genome assembly
AUUAAUGAUUUUAAUAAUUAUUAAUUCUGCCGAUGAGUCCCAAUGAAAUGGACGUGAAGUUCCUAUUAUUCACGUGCGAUAAUCGGGAUAACUCACAAAACCUGACAUACCUGUCCCAACCUAACGAAUGGACUGCCGCCGGUUUUAAUGCCAGUGCUCUCACUAAAUUUAUAGUUCAUGGUUGGUUGAAGGUUACCCUGGUGACCCAACUGGAGUUAAUUAUAUGGAGUAUGGGCGCACAUGUGGUGGGCUUUGCGGGCAAAAACGUAACCAACCCUAACGUAGGCCACAUCACAGCUGAUAACCCGGCUGCUCCUGGGUUUAGUGGACAGCCCCCUAAGAAUAGGUUAGCUGUCGGUGACGCCAGCUUUGUUAAUGUCAUACAUACUAAUGGCAUUCCACCCAAUGGUAUACCUGGAGUACAAGGUAGUCAACAGCCAGGUUGUGGAAUAUUUAAGGGAACAGUCAUUCCUAUGUUAACCAAUAUCUCGUGUGUCAGUAAUGAUGUGCUCAGUUUACUCUUUUGUAGUCACAGCCGAUCCAAUAUAUAUGCAAUCGCCGACCAGUCCUACGCCAAGAGCACAGGCUGUCAACCCAUUGCCUAUAAGUGCGACUCUUAUGACAACUUCAUGAGCGGUCUGUGCGCUAAUGGCAGUGACAGUCGUCCCAUGGAAUUGGAUCUCAAUUAUUGGGACAACAAA